Messenger RNA from Dermacentor albipictus, 762 nucleotides. NCBI's taxonomy places the organism in Eukaryota, Metazoa, Arthropoda, Arachnida, Ixodida, Ixodidae. The record is from RefSeq and is a predicted model, not a curated record.
AUGGGGUUUGCCAGGCAUGGGAUACCUUUAGAAGUGUGCACGGAUGGGGGACCGCAGUUCUCCUCGAGGGAGUUCCUAGAGUUUGCCAAGCUAUGCGACUUUCGACACGUGGUUUCGAGUCCGAGGUUUCCAAGGGCAAAUGGGCUAGCCGAGAAAGGAGUACAAGUGUUCAAAAGACUCCUGAAGAAAACAAAGCAUGCUAAUGAGUCUCUGUGGCUUGGACUUCUAAACUACAGGUCAUCGCCACUAGAGGAUGGAAGGAGCCCUGCACAGCUGCUGAUGGGAAGACAACUUCGAGGCCAUCUUCCAGACUUCUCCACCCCUCAGGUAACCGAGGUGAAGAAGCAGUCACAAAGGCACCGGCCAAGGCCGGAACUACCGCCACUCAGGACAGGAGACACGGCCCGCCCUUUAGAAGAUCAGGGUUGGACUAGCAGAGCCAAAGUAACGCGGCAGGUCACACCACGAUCAUAUUUGAUGGAAACCGAAGACGGGAGCCUACUGCGUCGAAGUCGGCAGCACAUCCUGCGGACGGCAGAGCCGUUUCACUCGCCUAGUUACACAGCGGGCAGCCCCCACCAUCCUCAGAAAGCUAAUGGCAGCGGCCAAGAAACAAGCCCUGUAGGCACCCCAGAACGUCCACCAGCCUCUGGCCUGCACGACGCAGCAACUCCCAUGCGCCGCCCUGUGCGUCUAACUUACGAUGAGAACUUCGAGCAAGAACCUGGACCCUCACGUGGGAGUGAGGGAGGUGUAACGUAG